This is a messenger RNA of Sus scrofa (pig), 2398 nucleotides long. The record is from RefSeq and is a predicted model, not a curated record. Lineage: Eukaryota; Metazoa; Chordata; Mammalia; Artiodactyla; Suidae.
UUAAAAAAAAAUAAGUAAACUAUUGUCUGUUUUCUUUGCCACAGCCUUAACUGAAUUGAGUUGCUAUGUGGGAAACGUAGAUAUUAAAUUUUAUAAUUAAGUCAAUCACAGUGCAAGGCAAAUGCUUAAUAAUACUUUAACAUAAGUGUAACUGCUUUAUAAUAAAAUACUUGAUGUGCGAGCAACUUUUUCAACAGUCAUAUACGCUGAUGGUCCCUGUAAUCGUGCAGAGUUGCUACUUCACAUUUAUGAAUUUUGAAUCAGUCUACUUCUUUCCAUCUUUUUUUACAUAUUAAAUCCAGGACCUACAAUAGUAACUGAAAAAUACUUUGAAAAUACUCUUUGCUCAAUAAAUAGUGUUUAAUAAAUGAGUAAAGAAAGCAAGUCAGUGGCUAAAGAAUAGGAAAGAAAUAGGUAGGUAUGGGAGGACCUUUAUUUGGUAGUAUUUGGCAAAUGAUAAAAAAAAAGAGAGGAGAAAGAAUUUUACUUAAUUUUUUUCCAUUAUAUGUCUACUGACCAGAUAUAUUUCUGACAAAUCAACCAGGAUAAUAAACAUACAAUAGGAUUUGGUUUCAAGAUGAGGGUAACUUCCAAACUUUGAAUUUUAGAAUAGCAGAAAAGAUAUCUAUCUCUCUGGCUCAUGAGAGUUUGUUAAGAGUAAGAGAAAGAUUCAUCUUUCCUUCUGAAAGACUCUUGAUGAUGACCUUGCCUUCUUUUUUUCAGGCAUGACCUUCAACUGUUCCUUGUGGCAGGACAACAGCAUGUCUGUCAAACGCUUUGCCUUUGCCAGAUUCUCUGAGGUCACUGAACAGUGUUUCCUUUUGUUUACCCUCAUCCUGCUCAUGUUCUUAGCAUCACUGACGGGCAAUGCUCUCAUAGCCACUGCCAUCUGGACCAACCCGGUCCUCCACACCCCCAUGUACUUCUUCCUGGCCAACCUGUCUCUCUUGGAGAUCGGCUACACGUGCUCUGUCAUACCCAAGAUGCUGCAGAGCCUUGUGAGCGAGGCCCGAGGAAUCUCUCGGGAGGGGUGUGCCACACAGAUGUUUUUCUUCGCAUUUUUUGGUAUCAGUGAGUGCUGUCUUUUGGCCGCCAUGGCUUUUGACCGCUAUAUGGCCAUAUGCUCCCCACUUCACUAUGCAACACGAAUGAGUCGUGGAGUGUGUGUCCAUCUGGCAAUGGUUUCUUGGGGAGUGGGAUGCAUGGUAGGCUUGGGCCAGACCAACUAUAUUUUCUCCCUGGACUUCUGUGGCCCCUGUGAAAUAGACCACUUCUUCUGUGACCUCCCCCUCCUGGCACUUGCCUGUGGGGAUACCUCCCAUAAUGAGGCUGCAGUCUUUGCUGUGGCCAUCCUUUGCAUUUCCAGCCCAUUUUUACUCAUCAUUGCUUCUUAUGGCAGAAUUCUAGCUGCCGUGCUCAGCAUGCCCUCACCUAAGGGUCGCCAAAAAGCUCUUUCCACCUGUUCUUCCCACUUACUUGUAGUAACACUCUUCUAUGGCUCAGGAUCUGUCACCUACUUGAGACCCAAGGCUAGCCAUUCACCAGCAAUAGAUAAACUCCUAGCCCUCUUCUAUACCGUGGUGACAUCCAUGCUCAACCCCAUCAUCUACAGUUUACGGAACAAGGAAGUCAAGGCAGCUCUUAGGAGAACUCUAGACAAGAAAAAAGUAUUGACUCAUAGGUAGAUACAAGAAGACGACACAAAUUGCUCUUUGAAAAAGAUGCACACUCAAUCUAAGAGAAAACAAAAGAAGAAGAGGGAAAGAAAGAAAUGUACUUGCCAAUCUUUUGUAAAAACCUCCUUUGGAUUAAUAACUCUUCAUAUAAUAGUGGUAAUAUGAUAAAGAAUGGAGAACUGUGACUGCUACUGUGACAACUCAUAGUAUAGAAUGAAUAAGUUCUGCCAUUCUAACAUACAGCAUGGUAACUGUAGUUAAUAAUACUGUAUUAUAUACUUCAAAUUUGCUAACAACGUAGAUCUUAAGUGUUCUUACCACACACACACACAAAAGACAACUAUAUGAGGCAAUGAAUGUGUUACUUAAUUGUGGUAAUCAUUUCACAAUGGAUACAUAUAUUGAAUCCUUACAUUAUACAUUUUAAGUCUUAACUCUUGACAAUUUUAAUUGUCAUGUUUAUCUCAAUAAAGCUGGAAAAAAAAGAUGUGAUAAUUCUACUGAUGUUCAUUAAUGACCAAAAUGUGUAUUUUACCAUAUAUGCCCAUUUUACCAAAAGAUAUCUAAUUCCUUGAAGACCAAAACAUUAAUACAUUGUGGUUUUUAUUUAUAUCUGUGUGCAGUUAAUUAAGAAUGGAAAUAAUAUGAACAUACAAAAGUAAUUACUUAACAGUUAUGCAGAAGAAAUAGGCAGGAAUUAUCUCUAGGUAUUAGAGAUGAUU